Molecule: messenger RNA, 903 nt
Organism: Adineta ricciae
Lineage: Eukaryota; Metazoa; Rotifera; Eurotatoria; Adinetida; Adinetidae
Source: the annotation of a GenBank genome assembly
AUGUUAUCAAGUAUCGCUUUCACUAUCAUUUCUAUAGCAAGUACUAGUUUUACAAUUUUGAUCACUCUUCCUAUUGUUAUUAUCCUGUACAUUCGUUUACACCGUGAACGAGCUACUGUGAUUCUCCUGUCAGCCAAUACGUACGUGGGCUUACUCACAUUUUCUAUCAUACUUCUGUCGACAAACAUUAACGUUCUUCGAGCGGAUUUGUUCGAAACGAGUUUGGUAAAUACCGGUGGGUUAACUGCUUGUCAGCUUCAAGGUUUUCUUGUCUAUGAACGCUUCGGCUGCUGUUAUUCAAGUUUUGUUCUUCAAGCACUCUCUCGUUUAUUAAAAGUCUUAUAUCCCAAACGAACAAUUCUUCAGUCAUUCAAAUUCAAUCUAGUUUGCAUUGUCUUACAAUGGAUUCUAUGCUUUCUUCUUCUUCUACCUUCUUACAUAUGGCGAGAUCUAUUCUAUUCACUUUACGAAUUUGAUUAUUACUGCGGCAUACGUUAUGAGAGAUUAUUUUAUCUCUGGUAUGUCAUUUUCAAUAUAUACGUCUUACCCCUUACUUACAUGGCUAUAAUCUACAUUCGAUUGAUGUAUUAUAUACGUCGUGGAAACCUUGAAUUAUUGCAAACACAACGAGGACGAAGUGCACAACGUAACUACGUUGUUAUACGUCGUAUUUUAUGUACUAUGACUGUUCUGGCUUUAGCAGGACUACCGAACGUCGGUUUAGCUAUUUUAGCAUAUAUCAAGCCGAACUUGUCCGGCUAUUAUUAUAUGUACCGAAUUCAAUGGAUGGUUCCAACAAUAACGAUGUGUACUCUUAGUAUAGUACUUGUAUUUAUUACCCCACAGCUAAAAAAGGUCAUCAUGAACGCAAAACUCCCAGAUAAACAAGUGAUGCCUACUUGA